Helobdella robusta is the source of this 1518-nucleotide messenger RNA. RefSeq lists its product as hypothetical. The transcript is spliced from 16 exons. Gene Ontology annotation, biological process: mRNA splicing, via spliceosome. Gene Ontology annotation, molecular function: RNA binding; zinc ion binding. NCBI's taxonomy places the organism in Eukaryota, Metazoa, Annelida, Clitellata, Rhynchobdellida, Glossiphoniidae. Gene Ontology annotation, cellular component: spliceosomal complex; nucleus. The coding region runs from base 1 to 1518 and encodes 505 amino acids. The record is from RefSeq and is a predicted model, not a curated record.
AUGGCCGAUAGCAGCAUUUUAGAGUUACAGAGAAGAUGCCACGAGGAAAGGGAGAGAUUAGUAGAUGCCAUGAUGAAAGAAGCCAUGUUCCAAAAGAAAUCAUUGAGAGACCAGAUAAAUUCUGAUUACAGACAAAAAGUUCUUCUAGAGAGAUCAUUAGAAAAUGUCCAAGAACUGAAGGAUCUGUACGAAGAUAAGGACGGACUACGCAAAGAAGAAAUUGCAGCUCUGUCCGGUCCAAAUGAGUUCACUGAGUUCUACAACAGAUUAAAAUCCAUUAAGGAUUUUCACAGGAAACACCCAAAUGAAAUCUGUGUGCCAAUGUCCAUUGAGUUUGAUGAAUUGGCCAAAAUUAGAGAAAAUCCAUCUGAUGAAAUGCAAGAUCUCGUUCAGUUCACAGAUGAAGAGGGUUAUGGCAAGUACCUGGACAUGCAUGAGUGCUACAAUAAGUACAUCAACUUGAAAGGAGUUGAGCGUGUUGAUUAUUUGACAUACCUUAAUGUCUACGAUCACUUCUUUGACAUUCCAAGAGAAAGGAAGAAUGCUGCUUACAAGGACUACUUGAUGACACUGCUAACAUAUCUGGAGUCUUAUCUGUCUCGUGUUAAGCCGAUGCUCGAUUUCAACGAAGAAUUGAGCAUAGUGAUAGAGGAGUUCGAUAAGAAAUGGGCGGAGGGUGCAUUUCCCGGUUGGCCUAAAGAGACAUCAGGUGCUUUGACACACUCAGGAGCUCAUCUCGAUCUCUCUGCUUUUUCAUCCUGGGAGGAACUUGCUUCAUUGGGUCUGGAUCGGUUGAAGUCGGCGUUGAUGGCACUUGGAUUGAAGUGUGGAGGAACAUUAGAGGAAAGAGCUCAGAGGUUGUUUGCCAGCAAAGGAAAAGAACUUUCAGAACUGGAUGCUUCUUUUCUCGCUAAAGCCAAACCUGGCAAAGCUGUAAAGACAAAAGAGUCAGAGAUCCACAAGGAAAUAGCAUAUAUGGAAGCCCAAAUAUACCACUACAGUGAACUGUUGAGUGAGCAAAGAGCUGCCACCAGAGAAAACAUUCAACGUAAACAGGCACGAACAGUAAAUGAGAGAGAAGAAUCAGACGAUGAACAAAUGUCAGACAACAAUGACUCUGAUGAUGAUAGUAAUGAUAUUCCUUACAAUCCCAAAAAUUUGCCUCUUGGUUGGGAUGGAAAGCCAAUUCCAUAUUGGUUAUACAAGCUGCAUGGUCUCAACAUCAGUUAUACCUGUGAAAUAUGUGGAAACUACACUUACAGAGGUCCAAAGGUCUUUCAAAGACAUUUUGCUGAAUGGAGGCAUGCACAUGGAAUGAGGUGCCUUGGUGUACCGAACACAGCACAUUUUGCAAAUGUCACACUGAUCGAAGACGCCAUAGCAUUAUGGCAGAAGCUGAAAGCAUCAAAGGAUGUAGAAAGAUGGAGACCAGAAACCGAGGAAGAGUUUGAAGAUUCCAGCGGCAACGUCGUUACGAAAAAAACAUUCGACGAUCUUAGAAGACAAGGAUUAUUAUAA